Messenger RNA from Beta vulgaris subsp. vulgaris (sugar beet), 1178 nucleotides. RefSeq names its product phosphoprotein ECPP44. The coding region runs from base 228 to 935 and encodes 235 amino acids. The record is from RefSeq and is a predicted model, not a curated record. NCBI's taxonomy places the organism in Eukaryota, Viridiplantae, Streptophyta, Magnoliopsida, Caryophyllales, Amaranthaceae. Gene Ontology annotation, cellular component: membrane. Gene Ontology annotation, biological process: response to water. The transcript is spliced from 2 exons.
ACAACCUAUCACACCAAAAAGCAAUACUCAAGACAACACUAAGCAAAGCAAAAGGCACGAGAAGAAUCACUUGAGUUCUACACAAACUUUCUUAUAAAUUACCAAUCUUCUUCAUUCACUUCAUACACAUUAAAAUUUUAUUAUAAGAUCAGUGAAUAUAUAUAUUUAUUUGGUUGAUUUGCUAAGCUUGCUUGUUAUAAUUAUUUCUUGAAAACCAAUACUAAAAAAUGGCUGAUGAGAGGAACAACUACGAGGCACCCGCAACAGUUGAAUCCACUGAUCGUGGUUUGUUUGAUUUCAUGAAGAAGAAGGAUGACGACGUGCACAAGGCACCAGAGUCCGAAGGGGUCACCUCCGGUAUCGAAAAGGUGCACGUCUCUGAACCAGAGUGUAGGAAGGAAGAAGAGGAGGUUAAGCAUGGUAGUCUCCUUGAGAAGCUCCAACGAUCUGAUAGCUCCUCUAGCUCUUCCGAUGAGGAAGGAAAUGAUGAAGAGAAGAAAAGAAAAAGGAAGGAGAAGAAAGAGAAGAAAGCAGGAUUAAAGGAGAAGAUCCAGGAAAAAUUAGGAGGAGGUCAUCACAAAGAUGAUGAAUAUCAUCAUGGUGACACUAAUGUACCAAUUGAAAAGGUCCACGUAGAAGAGGUUGUAUACUCUGAGCCAUCUUACACUGCACCUGCAGCACCUGAUCAUUACCAUCAAGGGGAGGAGGAGAAGAAGGGUGGGUUCCUAGACAAGAUUAAGGAUAAGUUGCCUGGUCAAAACAAGAACAAGGCCGAAGACCACGAAGUAGCGGCUCCAGUGGUGGCGGAACCGUGCGUGGAGGAGGAGAAGGAGAAGAAGGGAUUCUUGGACAAGAUCAAGGACAAGAUCCCUGGCUUCCACUCUAAGACUGAUGAGGAGAAGAAGGAACAUGAGGAGAAAAAGGAGGGUUACUAAAGUACUUAAUUAAUAUCUAAAUAUUUUGCUUUACUAUAAUAAGAAUUAGGUACUUAAAGUUUUUCAAAGAACAAGAUGGAAAAUUGUUUUUUUCCCUUUUCCUUUUUCCCUUUUGAAUAUGCUUUGUUAUUAAUUAGUAUUGUGGGUUUUGUUUUUGGUGAUGUAAUAUGUAUGUGAGUGCAGUUACGUGCUUAUGUAUGUAUAUGGAAUAUAUAAAAAUGUUAUUGGUGUUUAUGCUGUAAA